Messenger RNA from Salvelinus fontinalis (brook trout), 9137 nucleotides. Its product is annotated as membrane-associated phosphatidylinositol transfer protein 2-like. Gene Ontology annotation, biological process: phospholipid transport. The transcript has 22 exons. The record is from RefSeq and is a predicted model, not a curated record. NCBI's taxonomy places the organism in Eukaryota, Metazoa, Chordata, Actinopteri, Salmoniformes, Salmonidae. Gene Ontology annotation, molecular function: metal ion binding; phosphatidylcholine binding; phosphatidylinositol transfer activity. Gene Ontology annotation, cellular component: cytoplasm. The coding region runs from base 1 to 3726 and encodes 1241 amino acids.
AUGAUACUAACCUGUCCUCUCCUCCCUGCAGGCCUGCGUAAGGUGAUGGUGCGUGCCCACCGGCAGGCGUGGUGCUGGCAAGAUGAGUGGUACGGUCUGACCAUAGAGGACAUCAGACAGCUGGAGCUGGAGACCCAGCUAGCCCUGGCCACGAAGAUGGCCCAGUACAGCCUUAGUGACACCGAGGAGGGGGCAGCAGAGUCCAACAGGACCCCCGUCACGCCCGACCGGGACUUGGAGGGGGCCCUGCGGGACGGGGGAGAGGUGGAGGGAGGAGGGGCAGGGCUGGGAGAUACAUUACAGACGCGUGGAGAGCUCACCAAGCAGUGGUCAACUUCGUCUAGGUCGUCUAACAGAUCCUCGAAGAGAGGAGGAAGUCCUGUGAACCAGAACAUUUCAGAGUGGCGGAUGCAGAGUAUCGCUCGUGACUCAGAGGACAGCACUGACGACGAGUUCUUUGAUGCUCCCGAGGACUUCUCUGGAGAUGAGGAGAUGUUAUUACAUGCCAAGGAGAUGAACAAGUGGAGUUCCAAUGACCUGAUGGACAAGAUAGAGACUACAGAGACAGACGAAGGCCAGGAGAGCCUGUAUCAGAAGUCGGGUGAAGACUAUACAGUAACCAGUAGUGAGGAACGACUGAUUGAGGAUGGAUCGUCUCAGCAGUGUCUGACGCCUUCCAAGAUCCACGUUCUGCUUCUGGUUCUUCACGGGGGUAACAUAUUAGACACUGGAGCAGGUGAGCCAAGUAGUAAGCAGGCUGACGUCAACACUCUGAGUGGAGCAUUUGAGACAGUGAUGAGAGUGCAUUACCCAGCAGCCCUAGGACACAUUGCCAUCCGCAUGGUCCCCUGCCCGGCGGUGUGUGCCGACGCCUUUUCACAGGUUUCCAAUCUCAGUCCCUAUAGUUUUGAUGAGGGCUGCCUUUCCAACAGUCAGGACCACAUCCCUCUGGCUGCACUGCCUCUAUUGGCCACUUCCGCUCCGCAGUACCAAGACGCCGUGGCAACCGUCAUCCAACGAGCCAAUCAGGUGUAUGGAGACUUUAUCAGGUCCUUGGAAGGGGCAUCCUUCUCCGGACAGGUGUGUGUGAUCGGGGACUGUGUAGGUGGUAUCCUAGGGUUUGAUGCGCUGUGCAGCAGUAACGUCAUCGUUUCAGAAAGCCAGAACAGCAGUAGACGAGGCAGCACCAUCAGCGUACAGGACACAGACCUCCUCUCCCCUGGCAUCAUAAUAAACAGUGUCUCUCUGUCUUCUCCGUCUUCUCCGACUCUGGAGAGCAGUCGCCAUCUUAGUCGCAGUAACAUUGACAUCCCUCGCAGCUCAGGACCUGACGACCCCAAGAGAAUGCUGCCUCGCAAACGCAGCGACUCCUCCACCUACGAACUAGACACCAUCAAACACCACCAGGCAUUCCUGUCCAGUCUCCACAGCAGUGUAUUGAGAACAGACCCAGGUUCGAGGCGCUCCAGCGGGAGUACCAUGCUAGAGGGAGGGAGGCUGGACUUCGAGGUGGCAGACUUCUUCCUCUUUGGUUCACCUCUGGGGCUGGUGCUGGCACUGAGGAAGACUGUGGUGCCGUCCAUAGAUGUCUCAUCGUUGCGUCCGGCCUGUCAGCAGCUAUAUAACAUGUUUCAUCCAGCGGACCCCUCUGCCUCCCGCCUGGAGCCCCUUCUAGAGAAGAGGUUUCACCAGCUGCCCCCCUUCUGUGUCCCCCGAUACCAACGCUUCCCUCUGGGGGACGGACACUCGGCUCUGCUGGUGGAGACUAUGCAGAGUAACCCCCAUCUCCUGUUGGAGUCAGUACCCCUGUCAGUACCCCUGCGUUGCCAGGAGGGGAGCGUCAGUGAGACCUCCAUCCCCGUCCCUGUACUCAGCUGGCCCCAGCAGGCCUCACAGCUCAACGACACGGACAUGCUCCACUCCCACUGUGGUAUGUUUGUGGACACCCAGUACCCAUCCUCCCCGCUGACUGGACCCCCCCACUCCAGGGGCCCCCGUAGGUCCAGUGAGGCCAGCAUCGCUAGCCAGGUGUCAGGCAUGGCCGACUCAUACACUGCCUCCAACAUCACCAACACUACUAAAUGCUAUAGCAGUUCGUCUAAGAAGCUGGGUCUCCUCUCCCAGCUUGCUCUUUCUAAACUCCCCUCGAGGAGCCCCUCUCCACGAGCCAGGAAGAAGAUACGACCCUUCCUCACUCUCAGACACACCGACUCAGAGCAGGGUGACGAUGAUGUCACCUCUGACGUCACUUCCUAUGAUGUCUCCUCAGACCUGCCCUCUGACUUCACUGAUGUCACUUCUGAUGUCACCUCUGACAUCACCGAUACGAGCUCUGACCCUCCGUCGCCAGAUACGCUGAUGGACAUAGAGCAAGUUGCGUCUCGGUGGUGGGGCAGUAAGCGGAUGGACUUUGCCCUGUACUGUCCUGAUGCCCUCACAGCCUUCCCCACUGUAGCUCUGCCUCACCUCUUCCAUGCUUCAUACUGGGAGUCCACUGACGUCGUCUCCUUCCUACUCAGACAGGUUAUGAGGCAUGAGAACUCUAGUAUUUUGGAGCUGGAUGGUAAAGAGGUGACCGAGUUCAAGCCUUCUAAACCCAGAGAGAAAUGGCUGCGCAAGAGGACACACGUCAAGAUCAGGAACGUUACGGCCAACCACCGUGUGAAUGAUGCUGUGUUUACUGAGGAUGGAACACAGCUGGUGAUGGGACGCUUCAUGUACGGACCUCUGGACAUGGUCACUCUCACUGGGGAGAAGAUUGACAUCCACAUCAUGACCCAGCCCCCCUCAGGGGAGUGGGUGUACUUUGACACAGAGCUGACCAAUAGCAGCGGACGCAUCUCCUAUGUCAUCCCAGAGAGCAAGAGGCUGGGCAUCGGAGUUUAUCCUGUCAAACUGGUCGUCAGGGGUGACCAUACGUUUGCGGACAGCUACCUGACGGUGUUGCCGCGGGGAACAGAGUUUGUAGUGUUCAGUAUUGACGGCUCGUUUGCUGCCAGUGUGUCCAUCAUGGGAAGUGACCCCAAGGUCAGAGCUGGAGCUGUAGACGUGGUCAGACACUGGCAGGACCUGGGCUAUCUGAUAGUGUAUGUGACGGGUCGUCCAGACAUGCAGAAGCAGCGUGUGGUGGCCUGGCUGUCUCAACAUAACUUCCCUCAUGGCAUCGUGUCCUUCUGUGACGGCCUGGUCCACGACCCCCUCAGACACAAGGCCAACUUCCUCAAGGCCCUCAUCUGUGAGGCCCAUAUGAAGAUCUUUGCUGCGUACGGCUCUACUAAGGACAUUUCAGUGUACUCCUCAAUAGGCCUGCCCCCAUCACACAUCUACAUAGUGGGGCGGCCCACCAAGAAGAUGUCCAGCCAGUGUCAGUUCAUCCCAGAUGGCUAUGCGUCUCAUCUCUCCCAGCUGGAGUACAGUCAGAGGUCUCGUCCUGCCAAGACCGCCAGCGCCCGUAUCGUUCUCCGUAAGGGCAGCUUUGGACUGGGCGCGGCCGGGGGGGACUACCUCCGCAAGCGCAACCACAUCCUGCGCUCAAUCAACCCAACUGGGGGGGCGGGUUCUAGCUCCUCUGGCCAACCAGGACGUACGGAACGUACGCUGAGCCAAUGCGAGGUGGAGAGGGAGAAAGCAGCGGGGACCCAGAGGAGUAUGAGUAUAGCAGCUGGGUGUUGGGGCCGCACCGGGAGCACCAAGGAGGAGUCAGGAGGAUUACUCAGCCCUAAGUAGGGCUCACCAGACUGGGCUACAGGGGGAGGGGACCCUGCCUGACUGGACCUGAGCACCAUCUCUGGACUGGCCCUGAGAGAGAGAUGGAGAGAGGAGGAAAUAUGGUUAAGAGAGAGAUAAAGAAAAUGAUGGGAUGAAAGAGGGGAGGGAUAGGGUUAACAGAGGGAUGGAGAGGGAGGGAAAAGGGCAGAGAGAGGGUCUCUGGGGAAAUGGAUGUAAAGCCAGAAAGAUGGGUGUUGCUCUAACUUUGAUGUACAUUUUCUAAAGACGUUCUACUGUAUCAUGAGAGUCUCACAGUCAAGACUUUUACAUUACCUAUCUUGGCCACGAAAAGAACUGUAAGGAAAAACGAAACAUUUAAACAAACUAUCGUAAGCCUUAAUCGUUGCCCCCUUGGGGCCUGGAGGGCCCACCCUGGUCCGAGGAAUGGUUGAAUUUACUCUCUGCAUCUAAAGGACAAUGGGAAUUCACAACCACUCCAGCUCAGGACAGGCCCAGACAGUGGAUCCACCAAAAGAAGUGUCAAUGGUGACCUGGAGGUCAGGGUGGUCAGUGUAGCCAUGGCAACAAGCCAACAACUUCACCUCUGAUUUUAUCCCUUUAUCUCCGCUGAGAUACUGUCAACAAAGAAGCACCAUUACCCUAAGGAAAGAUUGAGGGAAGAGGAGAAGAAAGAGGGAGAAGGAUAAAUGGAAAAAGGGUAGAUACAGAGAGAGAUGCAAGGCAAAGGGGAGGGAGGGGCAAGGUUAUGGAUGAGGUGUAGAAUUUCCCUCUAGUCUCUAUUUUCCUCUACUGUUUUCAGUGUGGUACUACACAGUGAUUUGUAUUGUCAACGUUGGCUCCGCUCCAGUCCUUUUCAGUCAAUAACAGAGUAGCUACAGUACAGUACCAUGUAUCUCAGUAUGGCCUGUGGGCUGUCCCAGGCCUUAAACACCAACGACAUGUUUAUGAGUCAGACUCUGAAGGAACCCAGGACUGAGCUAAACAAGACUUGGCUUUGAUAUAACAGAAGACAUUAGUGACACUUGUCCACAGACAGAAAACAGCAACAAUCCCUUUACCAGACCAUCUGCUUGCAAUACCUUUGAGCCACAAGUGGUGGGCGUUGCCACUCUCUCGCUCUGUUUUCCAUAAGCAUGAUGCUGUUGGUAGUCAUUCAUUCAUCCUGCGGCGCCCCCUAGCGCUCAACAUUUGUCAUUACACACAAUUCAGUGCCCACUGGACUUUCCCUAUGAUACUCUGAGGAGUCUGAGCUCUUUCAUUCUUGAGGGAUGGGAUGAAUGCUAUUCAUUAGACAUUACUACAUUUCAGUCUGGAUGAAGACAUGAUUUGAUUUGAUUACACUUUAUUUUACAGUUCCCCUAUCCUGUUUUAGUUUACCUGGUAGUAAUACCUCAUGAUAGACGCCUUCUGAUACCAAGUUGUUUCCAACUGUGAUUAUCUGAAGUACCAGAGAAUAUACAAUGUUAUUCCUUAGCAAAUACCAGCUGUCAUAGGACUGUAAAAUAAAGUGUUACUGAUACUUUGACUAAAUCUAUGGCAACCUGUACACAAAAUGAAAGAUGAACACCUAACAGAGAAGCAGUAAUAGGGUUGGCACCCUUUUCUCUCAUACUGUCCUGUUUUCUGGCUCCUACUGGUUAGAUAUUGAUAUGAGAGAGUGUUCCUUUAUCAUCCACUUGAAAUAUAUUCCCAUUACUAAUCACACAAAGCCAACGCACGGCCAAAACACCUAUCUCUCUCUUAACGGCUGCAGUAUCUCAACCUGUUCAACCUCGUUGUUCUUAGCACUAGUUUAUGGUGGAGAAUCUAGUUACCAUCUCAUGUCGCUACAUAUUGUUACCUUUGUAGUGCAUGAAAUAAUAACAAUUCAUUAUUGCAGGGUAUGUGUGCUACAGCAGUACUUACACUCAUGUACAUUUCUUAAAUGUCAGGAUGACUUAAUAAUGUAAGUAAAUGUGCCAAGUACAAGACAGUUGUUGGUUGGGUGUGGAAAGAUAAUGUACCAGGCUGUAUCCCACCUUUCCUUUGUGCUGUGUGUGGUGAGAUGAGUUGGAGCUUGUUGCAUUCAGAUCAUGACGGCGUGGCUUUAACUAAAAGGCUGUGCUGUUAUAUACUGUAUUUUACAGAUGUAAAUCAGAUUAGAUCUAUGAAUUUGUAGAUAUGUUUUAAUCCAAUAUAUUGUCCAUAUCUAAGUAAAGGACAUAAUUGCUGAUAUAGGAUGUGGUUAUGGUUUUACUUAUGACUUGAGCGCUUGUAAGCUCUAGCAUGUUGCUUUGAUUCUAGGGACAUGUUACUAUUGUCAACUACAGUAGAGUGGCAGGUAGCCCAGCUGUUAGAGUAUUGGACCAGUAACUAAAAGGUCGCUGGUUUUAAUAACCCAGGCUGACAAAGUGAAAGAAAAUCUGUUUAUGUGCCUUUGACCCUAAUUUUCUCCCUUAUAAAACAACUAAUCUUACCUAUGUGGUGGGAUGUAGGGAUACCUAGUCAGUUGUCCAACUGAACAUAUCUUCCACAUUUAACCCAACCCCUCUGAAUCAGAGAGGUGCGAAAGGCUGCCAUAAUCCACAUCCAUGUCUUCGGCACCCGGGCACCCGGGGAACAGUGGGUUAACUACCUUGCUCAGGGGCAGAACGACAGAUUUUUACCUUGUCAGCUCAGGGAUUAAAUCCAGCAUCCUUUUGGUUACUGGCCCAACACUCUAAUCACUAAACUACCUGCCACCCUAUGUAUGUGACAAUAAAACACCCUUGUAUUGUCAACCUAAAUUGAAGGUUUUAUUUAUUGCUACCUGUUAUACAAUGGGUGGGUCUAAUACUGAAUGCUGAUUGGUUUAGGUGAGGAUUGUUCGUGUGAUUAAAGCAGUAGUUUUUGUCAGACAUUGAUCAGACCAAAAAAAGAAUCAUCUAAUGUCAAGUCCAUUUGUUGUGUACAGUAGAUCCAGUUACCUAAGGCCACUUUGGAGGUCUUAAAAAAGAAAAAGGUUGAAAUUUGGUUCUGCAGUGAACUACGAUUUUAACCAAGGAUGUAGACUAGAGCUGUAGCUGAUUGGCUGGAAGGCACUGUGAGGUUUUAGAUCCAGCCAUACUGUUCCCCUUUGGCCUGUGGGUUUGUGAUGAUGAGCUAGUGAAAUGUCCUCCUGCUACAGGGCUGGAGAGCCCAGACUGUUCCCCUUUGGCCUGUGGGUUUGUGAUGAUGAGCUAGUGAAAUGUCCUCCUGCUACAGGGCUGGAGAGCCCAGACUGUUCCCCUUUGGCCUGUGGGUUUGUGAUGAUGAGCUAGUGAAAUGUCCUCCUGCUACAGGGCUGGAGAGCCCAGACUGUUCCCCUUUGGCCUGUGGGUUUGUGAUGAUGAGUUAGUGAAAUGUCCUCCUGCUACAGGGCUGGAGAGCCCAGACUGUUCCCCUUUGGCCUGUGGGUUUGUGAUGAUGAGCUAGUGAAAUGUCCUCCUGCUACAGGGCUGGAGAGCCCAGACUGUUCCCCUUUGGCCUGUGGGUUUGUGAUGAUGAGGUAGUGAAAUGUCCUCCUGCUACAGGGCUGGAGAGCCCAGACUGUUCCCCUUUGGCCUGUGGGUUUGUGAUGAUGAGCUAGUGAAAUGUCCUCCUGCUACAGGGCUGGAGAGCCCAGACUGUACAGGAGCCACAGAUGUCUGUCUGUCAGUGUAGAUAAGGUCAAAAUGCUACUGUAUAUGUAGGAAUAUAAUGGUUGAGAGGUAUUUAUUUACAUAACUCAUGAGGUUACUUAAUAUGAUGGAUCUUUCAGGUGAAUAGCGUUUUGUUUAUGAUGAUGAUCUAGUUGUGAAUUGGAGGACCAACAGUCAGUGGAAGGUGUUUUGUUUUCUUAGCCAGUGCAAUAUUAUUAUUGUUCCAGUCACAGAACCACAAGGAGACACAGACAGUCAGAGACCACAGCAGAGACAAUCUACAUAUUGUAUCUAACAUGCACGAGCAUAGACAACAUCUAGUUCUACUCUCCCGCCCCUUCACACUUCUACUGUCCCUUUACAAAGGUUAACUGUUACCAUUUUAUAGUGCAAACAAAACAAUUUUUUAAACCGGACCAUUUUACAAAGCCUUUGACAGAAUACUGUAUUGCUUCCUAUCUUGUGUGAAGGUAGAUUUUUUAGUCAGAAUGAAGAAGUGGUUGAAUGUGAACAUGUGAACGUAAAACUCCAUCCGCUAUUUGAAUUGUAUUAGGUGGUGUUCAUCAUUCAGACUGGGUUAGCCUUCAAUACUGUAUAUAGUAUGUAUAUAUCAGUUAUGUUAAAACCACUUAACCGUACAGUAUGUCUUGAAAUAGAAAUGUAUGUCAGAAAAAACGACUGUUUAUAUUUGAGAAUAUUACAAUUAUUGCCACUUUAGUAGCAGUCUUGCAUGUACUCCUAUUAGAGGUCAGUGUACACACUGUACAGGACAUGUUCUACUGUAUGGGGCUGAAAUGUUAUGAAUAGUUCUACACCUUGUAGAGUUACAGCUAUAACGAGAACUAUAUAACAAUGUGUUCCAUCUGUUCUGUACUAGCAGAACAGAUGUCAUGACAACAAUUUUGUUUAAUGUUUGGCAUGGCAAGGAGUAAUGUAAACCUUUUGGGGGGGAGGUCAGUUAAUGCUUUUUACUAAGGAGUGUAAUAUUAGCACAAACAGACUGCAUUUCAGGCUAACAAUGUGUACUUACACUGUACCUGCUUAUGUAGCUACCAUGUAAAUACAUAGAUUUCUGAAUACUUAAUAUACUGUAAAGUGGGACCAAUAUAUUUAGCUACAAUACGGUACAUACAAAAAAAUGUAUGUAAUUUACUCAAGUAUUAAUAAUAUAAAAUGUACACAAGCUGAACAUGAUUAUAUCCAUGAACAGAUUGGGAAUGUUUUGUACAGUAUUAGUACAAUACAGUAAUGACAUAUAUUAUCACUCUAAAUAUAUAGAUAUAUAGGGGUAACAUAUACUGGUUGAGGUGGCAAUAAUUUAAUUCUAUUUUGAGUAUAUGCAGUUUAUUGGACGUAAAGGUAGAAUAGUAAUCAUAUAAUGCAUAUUUGAAUUUGAAGGCAUGUACAUAAAUGAAGUAGUGUUCUGUACCUCUUACAAUCUCAUCCAUUUCCCUUUGUAGCAGGUCUGAAUUUCACAUCGUUUCAGAUAGUUUUUAUAUUUGACAGUUUAUCAUUGUUUUCUUUUACAGAAAAACAAAACCUCAUCAUCAGCAUUAUUAGGCAAGGCCGUAAGACGUAUACUUAUGUACUUGAAGUGGCACAUAUUUGAAACACCUCCAACAUCAGAGCAGGUACUAAUAUUUAGAUCUGUAUGCAGAUCCCUCACUGCUCACUCUCUCCUCUGGUUCAUAGCUCACUUUUAACCUUCCUGGGUGAGAGCUCGCUGUAUCAUUGUCUCUGUACUGUGGAAUAAAUACAUUUGAAAAACAA